Nicrophorus vespilloides is the source of this 1015-nucleotide messenger RNA. RefSeq names its product phospholipase A2-like. The record is from RefSeq and is a predicted model, not a curated record. The coding region runs from base 243 to 983 and encodes 246 amino acids. Lineage: Eukaryota; Metazoa; Arthropoda; Insecta; Coleoptera; Silphidae. The transcript is spliced from 5 exons. Gene Ontology annotation, biological process: phospholipid metabolic process; arachidonate secretion.
UUAGAAGAAAAACAUUGGCAAAAUAUAGACAAUUGUAGAGUACAGCGGCAACAGCAAUUGAAAUUGAACAAAUGGACAUUUACCACACCAUUUGAAGGUUGUUUAUUAUUGCAUAUUUAAUUACCAAUCGCAAUAAUUAAUAUAAAACCAGAUUAGUCGGUUUUCCAGCUUCCAGUACAUAACAAAUCGUAGCUGCAGUUUAAACACUUGAAACCAGAAACAAGUACACAAAAUAAAAAAGAAUGCUGUUCUUGGGAAGUUUUUGCGUUUUGCUCAUGUCCUCUGGGUUCGCAGAUUCAACGGAUUAUAUAGAUAAUGGUGAUGAAAUCCUUCUACAGCCGCGAUUCUUUUUACCAGCUACAGUUCAUAAAGCUAUCCAGGAUUCGCUGUUCAGGGAGCCCAAUUCGCCAGUGGAUGCAACUAGGACUAGUUUUAUAGAGAAGAGUGUGAAUUUUGUGAAAGAAGGCGCGCGUAGGAUAGGAAAAAAUAUUCCCUUCAUUAGGGACAUUGAUACAAGCGGUUUAGAUACGAACACUUCAUUCUUCAGCGGUGCAUUGGGACCAUUUAAAAAGCAUGUCUCGGCUAUAUUUCCAGGAACUAGGUGGUGCGGAGAUGGGAACAAGGCUAAGGGCUUUGAUGAUCUCGGAGUAUUCGCGAAGACUGACAAGUGUUGUAGGGAACACGACAAUUGUCCUGAGGGAAUCGAAUCCAAAUCGACUAAAUAUGGUUUGAAAAAUGAUGGUGUUUUCACUAGAUCUCAUUGCGAUUGCGAUACUGCCUUUUACAACUGCCUCAGGGAAGGGUACAGUUUGGUCUCAAAGGAAAUCGGGUUUACCUAUUUCAACAUUCUGGGACCUCAGUGCUUUAAAAAAGGUCCUUUGAGAGGCGGUUGCAUCCGUUACAACAAGGGAAAAUGUACCGAAUAUAAAAUUCUUGACGAGAAUUCAACAGCUUACCAAUGGUAUGACAACCAACUAUUUUAAAAUUAAUUUUAUCUAUUAGUGCUUUAUUUUGA